AUGGUGGCGCCCACGCUUGCCGGGCUUUCUUUAUGCGGUACCCACACGGGUCUUCGGGGCCCCGCUCUGGACACUCCGUACCUCACUCGUCUCGUCACGAUCAUCGCCGUCUACGCCGACUGGGGCUUCACCGACAGUGAGGGUAUCUCCGGUAGCCGGGCCGGCAUUGUCAGGAUCUGGAACAUCGUCUGGUUCCACCCGCUCGACUUGUUCAAGUUCGCCAUGAAGGCUACCCUCGUCAAGUGGCUCCAUGCCCACGAGUACCAGGCCGAGAGCGCCUGGUCAGGUCUGUCGACACAUGCUCUGAGGAGCCGUUUUCGCGCCUACGCGCUGAGCGUGUCUCCUUGA
This is a messenger RNA of Peniophora sp. CBMAI 1063, 348 nucleotides long. The record is from the annotation of a GenBank genome assembly. NCBI's taxonomy places the organism in Eukaryota, Fungi, Basidiomycota, Agaricomycetes, Russulales, Peniophoraceae.